This is a messenger RNA of Hansenula ciferrii, 777 nucleotides long. Its product is annotated as 40S ribosomal protein eS1. The transcript has a single exon. Bases 1 to 777 code for a protein of 258 amino acids. Lineage: Eukaryota; Fungi; Ascomycota; Saccharomycetes; Phaffomycetales; Wickerhamomycetaceae. The record is from RefSeq and is a predicted model, not a curated record. Gene Ontology annotation, molecular function: structural constituent of ribosome. Gene Ontology annotation, biological process: translation. Gene Ontology annotation, cellular component: ribosome; cytosol.
AUGGCUGUUGGUAAAAAUAAAAGACUUUCCAAAGGUAAAAAAGGAUUGAAGAAGAGAGCUGUUGAUCCAUUCUCAAGAAAAGAUUGGUUUGAUAUUAAAGCUCCAUCAACUUUUGAAAACAGAAAUGUUGGUAAAACUUUAGUUAACAAAUCAACUGGUUUGAAAAACGCUGCUGAUGCUUUAAAAGGUCGUGUUGUUGAAAUCUCAUUAGCUGAUUUACAAGGUUCAGAAGAUUAUGCUUUUAGAAAUGUUAAAUUAAGAGUUGAUGAAGUUCAAGGUAAAAAUUUAUUAACUAAUUUCCAUGGUAUGGAUUUCACUUCAGAUAAAUUAAGAUCAAUGGUUAGAAAAUGGCAAACUUUGAUUGAAACUGCUGUUACUGCUAAAACUUCAGAUGACUAUGUUAUCAGAGUUUUCGGUAUUGCAUUCACUAAAAGACAAGCUAACCAAAUUAAAAAAACUACAUAUGCUCAAUCAUCUCAUAUUAGACAAAUUAGAAAAAUUACUUCAGAAAUUAUUGCUAAAGAAGUUCAAAACUCAACUUUAGCUGAAUUAACUCAAAAAUUAAUUCCAGAAGUUAUUGGUCGUGAAAUUGAAAAACAAGCAAAAUCAGUUUUCCCAUUACAAAAUGUUCAUAUUAGAAAAGUUAAAAUUUUAAAACAACCAAAAUUCGAUUUAGGUUCCCUUUUAGCAUUACAUGGUGAAGCUACAUCUGAAGAUAAAGGUAAAAAAACCAAAGCUACUACAGGUUUCAAAGAUGAAGUUUUAGAAUCUGUUUAA